GAGAGAGAGAGAGAGAGAAACAGGAGAAGAGAGAGAGAGAGGCGUGCGCACGCACACACAUACACACUGACAGACCGACUGCAGUAACGACGGGGAUUCAAACGGAAAUGAACUUCAGCCUUUGAUCGCUUGCUUGUCUUUGGCGGCGCUCGCGCGCGUCUCUCCGGUGAACUUCAUGCAGUUUGGUCGCUUUAACGGCUCUGAGCGGAGCUUUGUGUAUUUCAUCCCAUCUCUGUUUACUGUGUCGUUCAAAAGUUCUGGACUUUACAUCAUUAUUAGCACAUAAUCUAAAAGAAAACAACACCAUGAGAGCUCAAAUCGAGGUGAUCCCCUGUAAGAUAUGUGGGGACAAAUCAUCAGGGAUCCAUUAUGGAGUGAUCACAUGUGAAGGAUGUAAGGGUUUUUUCCGGCGGAGUCAGCAGAAUAACACCGUGUACUCGUGUUCUCGGCAGAAGAAUUGUGUUAUCGAUCGGACGAACAGAAACCGGUGUCAGCACUGCCGGCUACAGAAAUGCCUGGCGUUCGGCAUGAGCCGUGACGCUGUGAAGUUUGGCCGCAUGUCUAAAAAGCAGCGGGACAGCCUGUACGCUGAGGUGCAGAAACAUCAGCAGGGUCAGGAGUGCGUCAGCAGCGGCAUGUCGUCUGGUGGAGCGGGGGAGGAACCCGGGGAGAACAGCCCUGAUGGACACCCGCGAACCUGCAGCCGCAGCUCCAGCACGGCCCUCAGCGACCUCGACGACCUCGGAGGCUUGCUGUUUGACCUGCCCCUGACCUCGGAGGACGAGUAUAGCGGCCUCGAGCCACAGGGCAACAACAGGACCGGUGGAGAAGGGAGCAGCGGAAGGAGCAACUCGUCCUCUCACAGCUCCACAGAGUCAAAACACAAUCACCAGCUCCUUCAUUCGCACUCGCCGCUCAACGAGGGGUUCUCGCUGCUCGAGACAGAACGCAUCGCUCAGAGUGUGGUGAAGUCACAUGUAGAGACGGGUCAGUACAGUACAGAGGAACUGAAACGGCUUGCACGGAACCUGUACACAGCCGAGGAGACUCGCACCUACCAGAACAAACCGACGGAGGUGAUGUGGCAGCAGUGUGUGGUGCAUCUCACUAACGCCAUCCAGUACGUGGUGGAGUUCGCCAAGCGCAUCUCCGGCUUCAUGGAGUUGUGCCAGAACGACCAGAUCAUCCUGCUCAAAGCAGGAUGUCUGAGCGUGCUGCUGAUUCAGAUGUGUCGAGCUUACGACCCAGCGAACCACACGCUGCUCUUCGACGGGAAGUUCGCAAGCGUCCAGCUCUUUAAAGCUCUCGGCUGUGAUGACCUGGUGAACGCUGUAUUUGAACUUGCUAAAUCCAUGAGCCGCCUGCAGCUGUCAGAAGAAGAAAUGGCUCUGUUCAGCGCCGCUAUCCUGUUCUCCCCAGAUCGGCCCUGGCUUACAGACAGACAGCAGGUUCAGAGGUUGCAGGAGAAAGUAUACCAGGCGCUGCAGCGCUGUCUGAGCAGAGAGGGCGCCAAUGAGCACAAACUCAACAAGAUGCUGGCUAAGCUUCCUGUGAUAAAGUCCAUCUGCAACCUCCACAUCGACAAGCUGGAGUUUUUCCGUCUGCUCCACCCGGAAACAGCCUGCAGCUUCCCCCCACUGUAUCGGGAGGUGUUCGGGAGUGAGAGCUUCUUACCUGACUCCACCAAGGGCUAGAGUAUGCUAGAGCAUCACUCAGACUGGUGGUGGAGAGACUGCGAGAAAGACAGAGACCAAGAGGGGGUGAGAAAGAUGUAGGGAUGAAACAAAAGACUGGUAGAUGUGAAGCAUCGUGAACAGACCAGCAGCUCACUGACAAUCCUGCACACAACACUCUCAGAAUCCCACUCUCUUUUUUUCUGUGAGCUCUUUCCUUCACAGGUGAUCGACGGUGCGGCCUGAGCGAAAUAACCAAAGGGGCAUUUAAGGGAGUGCGGUGCUGAUCGUUGAUGUAGGAUUGUUUUAACUGACAAGUAAAAACACCAGAAUGAAAAUGCUCAGGUGGACGGAUACUUUGGUGCUGGAAUAUUGGGGCUAAUUUGAGUUCACCUACAUCCAUGAUAAAUUCAGUUGACGUAUGAUACUAUGCAGAACUUAUAGCUAUAUAUCUGUCAGAAUGAUUGGUUCAGUUAAGCUAGUCGAGUUUCAUCAAAACUGUCCCUUAAAAUGUUAUACUUUUUGUAUCAGAUUCAUAUGAAUAUAAGCUCGGUGCAGAAAACCAGACGUUUUUGGGCUAAAGUCGCUUUUAGUUGGUGACGGACAGAAUUGACGUCAACAGCUAAGCGACUCAACUGACACUGGCAUACUAUCCUGUUGCCAUGUUUACUUUACCAUGGUACAUGAUCAUGCUGGUAUCUGCAAGAAAACUGAUUUUUUUUUAAAAUAUAUAUAUAUAUCAGGAUCGCUAAUCACAUUAAACCAACAAAAUUUAAUCCUAGAAUUUUUUUUUAGAUCGCGUUCACCGACGGAUAGCUAGCUGAUGAACGAUUAAAUUUUAGCAUGAUGCAAAAUAAUUCUGUGUAUUUUAUGUUACAAACUUCACCACUCACUUUUAGAAGAAUGUAAAAUUCAGAUUUCCGUCUGCUAAAUGCAGCAAAAGAUCCCGGCUGGAAAGUUUUGGCACUUUUUCUUUUCUAUUCCGUUUGGACACUUUCUUUCCUUCUACAGCAGAGGAGAACAGUUGGCAUCGUAUGGAACGAAUGUAGGUCAAGAGCUUAAAUCUCUUAGUGACAGACUUACUUUGUUGGACUCAACCCAAACUUUUUUCGUCGAUUUUUCUGAAUGUAGUUGAAAAGUAGCGUAGCCUCGAUGGACGAGACGGAAUGUAUUCAUUUAGUUUCUUAUCCUCUGCAUUUUAAUGAUGCUAAUCUGCUGAUACAACACAUGCAUGUGAACGAGGCUGCGUACAUAUUGGUUGAGCUUUUUUUUCUGACCUUUAUAUCUUUAGUAUUAUUAAUUUAAAUUUAAGGAAAAAAAACACCUUUGUUCCAUUUGUUUUUUUUUUUUCUGGAAAUAUGACUCUAGAACGAAACGUGUACUUUUUUUGAUAAUUUGAUAUUUUGAUUUAGACUUUUCUGUAAUUAGAAUAGAUGUGUGUGUAUAAAGCAUUUGAAAUUAGAAUAUAUAUUUAUAUAUUAAGUAUAUAUUGUACAGAUACAUGCAGAAUGAACUAUUUAACAAAACAGUGAUGUGUGAUGCACAGUACUGUGUUUUCCAGACUAUAGUAUCGUUAUCGUCUAUAGGGUUUUUGCAUUAGCCUUUUGUUUAUGGUAUUCAUUAUGCUCAAGAAAAGCAAACGUGUAAUAUGAGUUUUUAAUAAAUCUAAAAUGAGUUUUUAUUCCCAUUUAUAAAAUACUCGCUUUUUACUUCUUUCAAUAGAACUAUAAAAAAAUGUUCAGGUAGACGGGAAUCGUCUAAAGUGUAAUAUUUUAGUCAAAGAUAUAUUCAGAGAACCAAUUAUCAACGAUUUAAAAAAUUUUAAAUUCACUUUAUUAUAAAUCAUAUUUUAGUAAAAUAUAUGCAAUUCCAGGUGUUAUUUUUUUAUUUGAAUAGAUUUGGUUGAGGCUCUAGCUAACUCAUGUUACACAGCUAACAAUGCAGCAACGCUACAUUUAGUGAGACUCAAGUUUUUACAUUCAAGUUAAAUAUCAUAGGUUCACCAAAACUAUUUACAUAACAUGAAUUACACGGGUUUUUUUUUUAUUUCAAAUUUAGAAUUAGAUGCACUUUUGCCGUAUUCAACAAAAUUUAAGAACACCAUGGCAGACACUAGGGGGCGAACUCAGACCUUUGUAUGUGAGAUGGCAGAUUUACAAAUAUUAAUCAGACACAAGGGGAAACAAUACAGUUACUACACUGAAAAUUAUGGAGCAAGGAAAAGUUACAAUUUAGAAAUGGUUUAAAUUAAAACAAUUGCAACAACAGAGUGAGGUAUAUACUGAUUUUUUUCUCUUUAAGCAGACCAAGUUUAGGAAUGUGUCUUAUAGUCUGGAAAAUACAGAGGUAUGAUUAAUAAUAAUAAUAAUAAUAAUGAUAAUAAACAUUCUGACUCAAACUGA
Messenger RNA from Tachysurus fulvidraco (yellow catfish), 4075 nucleotides. RefSeq names its product RAR-related orphan receptor C a (gene rorca). Gene Ontology annotation, molecular function: RNA polymerase II cis-regulatory region sequence-specific DNA binding; nuclear receptor activity; zinc ion binding. The record is from RefSeq and is a predicted model, not a curated record. Bases 306 to 1694 code for a protein of 462 amino acids. NCBI's taxonomy places the organism in Eukaryota, Metazoa, Chordata, Actinopteri, Siluriformes, Bagridae. The transcript has 10 exons. Gene Ontology annotation, biological process: regulation of transcription by RNA polymerase II. Gene Ontology annotation, cellular component: nucleus.